AUGCACUGUUACGUGAGCGUCAGUUUGGUAAGCAUGAGGCGCAUACUCAGUGCGAAUUUAUUAUUGAGGCAGUUUAGUGUAUUUGGUCGAAACCCUCCGCUACAUGCCUCCGUGACAGCGGCUCAACAACGCGUCUGUGCUCUGAACCUCUGCAGGAAGUCAACGAGUGACCGCACAAACAUGGACCUGAGCAACAUGAGGAAGAAAUACAAAGGAGAUGAGGAGUGUUUCGAGGAGAGUCAGCUGGUAUCUCUGGACCCAAUCAAACAGUUUGGAAACUGGUUCGAUGACGCCACAAAGUGCCCUGAAAUCGGAGAGGCCAACGCCAUGUGCAUCGCCACAGCCACCAAAGAUGGACGUCCAUCUGCUCGUAUGGUCCUCCUGAAAGGUUACAGCAAUGAGGGUUUCCGGUUCUUCACCAACUACGAGAGCAGGAAGGGUUCUGAGCUGGAGAGUAAUCCAUACGCAUGUCUGGUUUUCUACUGGGAACCCAUCAACAGACAGAUUCGCAUUGAAGGCACCGUGGAGCGAAUCCCCUUCCAGAGCUCCUGUGACUACUUCCACUCCCGGCCGAAGAGCAGCCAGAUCGGGGCUGUCGUGAGCCGACAAAGCACACCUGUUCCCAACAGAGACUAUUUAAGGCAGAAAAAUGCAGAACUGGAGGAGAAGUACAAAGACACAGAGGUGCCGAUGCCUGACUAUUGGGGCGGCUACAUCGUCAGGCCUUACCAGAUUGAGUUCUGGCAGGGUCAGACCAACAGACUUCACGACCGCAUCGUCUUCACCAGGCCAAAGGAUGGAGAGUCCGAGCUGGGGGAGUUCCAGCACCCUGCAGAGGGAGGGUGGGUGUACCAGCGACUGUCCCCGUGAGAAGCACCUCAACUGACUUUCAUAUUCAGGGAAGAAAACUCAUUGAUGCGCUCAUCUCUAGAUCUCUAGGCCCUGAUGCAAACCAUUCGAUGUUGACGACAUAGGUGCUGCUGUGUGUAGGAGUCAUUAACUUUAUGUUCUUGAUGUCAGAACACAUAUGGUGGAUAACAGAUAUAACCUGACUGCACUGUACAACUUUACAUUUCCAGGCAUUAUGAAACGAAAAGAUGCUGUGUAGUUUACAUAAAGGGAGCAAACUCCACCUGGUCCUGUUGAAUAAUGAUUGACAGUUACGCUUGUUAUUCAACAGUGUUUUAACCUGUAGGACACGGAGACUGUGUCUUAUGUCCUGAAAAAUACAAUCUGUCCACUUCUAAUUAGUUUACUUGUUGAUACAACUUCCUGUGGUCUAUUUUCAGUGUUGGAAUAAUUAGUAAUGCUUUGAUUUUACAGGUCUGUGAUUUCCUAAGUUCCAAGAAAGUUUGCUAGAAAUCCAGAAAGUAAUUUAGAGGGCAUACUCAGAGCCUGUCAGCUAUUGAUCUGAAGACGAUUUAGCCUCUGGGGGCAAUUGCCAAUUUUUUAGGGGUUCCAGUGUAGCAAUCGUGCCAAUCAUCAUUUACAGUUUGAUUACCAACUUGAGACAGGUCCUGACAACACGUUGGCUGAUUUCUAUAAACAGAUAUCUUCAUAUAUAUAUGCAGAUAAAUUACUAAAAAGCCAAUAAAAAGCGAAAUUUAUUCCAAGAUUGCAUUUCAGCCAAUGUGUUCCACCUCUUUGCUCUCUACAUGGACUGUUCACCUGCAGGCAACCAAAGCCUGCUCAACCAUGUUGUGCAAUGCUCCUCUACAAACAGAAACCAGAAAACAUUCGAUACCAAAAUUCUUGUUCUGUUGCCUUCAGAGUCUGUAUUCAUGUGCAAAUAUCUGUUUAUAGAGAUAAAUAACAGGGAAAAUAGAAGAUUCUGAGACAGUUGUGUUGAGUUUAUGAGCAGUUAUUGAUUUUCAGGGCAGUUGAUCCAUUUAAAAAACGAAUACUCCACUGCCAAAUGUCCAUCGGUAUAUCAGUUACUCACAGCAGCACAUUACCUUAAAUUUGUGAAGUGCACUUUGUUUUUCUCGCAUGCCUUCAUCGUGAACCAAGAAUCCAAAAACUGGGAAAAUUCUUGUUGUAUUGAAGUCACAGAGGAUGAAACUUAACAACAGUCAAACUCAAAACAUCUAUUUACAAACUCUCACAUCAUUCCUACAGUAUCAUCCAUGUAUGCUCGGUACUUUACAAGCACAUACAUUUGUGCAAAAACAUCAUGUUUUAAAACACCUCGGUACAAACAGUCUCAUGCACGGCUGAGUCGUGUGUUUGGACAUGUGCUCACGCAGAGCGACUCGAAGGUGGAAGUGUUUCACAAUGUAAAGUUGAAGUGAAACUGCCUGUGUAUAGGAAGUGCUGAGCAUACGACUGGAUAAACGAGACUUGGAUUAUUCUGUUUGUAAGAGAGUGUUCGCCUUUUUUGGAUUCUCCGCUCAGCGUGAAGACAUGCGAGAAAAAACACAGGUUUCUUUACAGAUUUAACAUAACGUGCUUUGAGUAACGUACAAAUGUACAACAGUCAUUUUGUGGGUGAAGUAUUAUUAAACGCAAAUAAAUACACUCACUUUAUUAGGUACACCUGUACAAUCUAAUGCAGUCCAAUAUUUUUCUGACAUAAAUUCGACUUGUAUGAUGCUUUAUGACGUAGAGGUGUUAAUUCAGUGAUAUGUUUUAGCAUUCAUGUUAUUUAAUGUAAAUAGAGAGGACAAAAAUUAGGAACACCUCUCAGUAUUGAUAACUAGGGCUCAGUGAUAUCGAGAAGUUCAAAUAUCAUAAUAGUUUUGAUAUUGAGACGAUAUUGUAGGGUUGACUGUCGACUGGAAAAUAUUAAAACAGCUACAACAGUCUGGUAGGUUCAGAAAAUAACAUCUUUUUACUGUAAUGCAGCUUUUUAAACCAAGAAAAGACAACACUUCAGAUAUUACGAUACCCAAAACUUAGUCUCAUGUCACAGUAUUGAUACAGUGUCGAUAUAUUGCUCGGCCCUAUUUACAACACUGCUUUUUUAUCAAUGACCUUAGUGAUAAAUGCAUUGAAUUCACACGUUUCAGACAAAAACUAAACAUUAUAAAGUUUGUUAAGUGGAAUUUAUGGCGGAGCUGUGGCAUUGAGUUGCAGAAGAUUGUACAGGUGUAUCUAAUAAUAAUAAUUAUAAUAAUAAAGGGACCACUGGGUGUCUUCAUUCUUUAUAUUUGUCAUGUGAAACUUAAUUCUCUACGUUUGAUUUAAGAAGAUUUUUACAUUUCUGUAUGUGCACCUGACCCACUGAGCCGCUACUGAAGAUGAUCCUGCUUAUGUGAACAUUUGAUUUCAAAUAUUUAAUCAGAAGUUUAUUGAUCAUCUGUCUCAAUUUUCCUCAUAAGUACGAGAUAACAUUCUGCUGUAUAGCGUCUUUCUGAGAACUCAAAGGAAACUAUAGGACCCAUAAAACACAGCGUUACUAAAACCUUAACUUCAUCAUGGGUUGAUUGUAGCAGUGCUGGUCUGACUGCCUUUUAACAAUGAGAUUAAAAGAGCUGCUAAUUUAAAUUGUGCCAACUAUGAUGUGUAUUAUGUGUCUUGUACUACAUGAGAUUGAAAUUGUUGUUUAUUUUCUUACUGCUGAUUUGAAUUAAUGGUGGAAUAGAGCCAGAAAUAAAGUUUAAUUUGUAACUGA
This is a messenger RNA of Epinephelus lanceolatus (giant grouper), 3613 nucleotides long. RefSeq names its product pyridoxamine 5'-phosphate oxidase (gene pnpo). The record is from RefSeq and is a predicted model, not a curated record. Gene Ontology annotation, molecular function: pyridoxamine phosphate oxidase activity; FMN binding. Gene Ontology annotation, biological process: pyridoxal 5'-phosphate biosynthetic process; pyridoxine biosynthetic process. NCBI's taxonomy places the organism in Eukaryota, Metazoa, Chordata, Actinopteri, Perciformes, Serranidae.